CUGCACUCGGCUGCGGAGAGCGCGGCGGGCGCGGAGAGAGGACGGGCGUGCGGCUCCGUCUCCGGCCCGUUCCCGGCAGCGGCCGCUCGCGCCGCUCCGGCGUUACCCGCCCCGCAGACGCGCCCCCGCCCUCCUGCGCUCCCUGCCCGCGGGGCUGAGCUCCCGGCGCCUGUCCGCCCGCCCCCAUCCGCCGCUCGCGGGGCGCGAAGCCCGCGCGGGGCCGGCAGAAGCAGCGCAAGCGGGUGGCGGUGGAGUCCGACCCGCGCGUCCUCCUUGUCCUCGGCGGGGGCCGGGCUGGAGCCGCCGGGGGACCAUGGUGUUGGACCAGGAGGACGUUCAUAGUUCCUUGCAAUUCUGAGGCACAAAAGUAGGUGAGACUGCUUUUGUAUCUGCGAAGUGCUUCACUCCUGAAUGUAAUUCUAGCUGAGUGCAAUCUAGGUUAAGAGCCGGACAAGCGGGUAAUUAGAGCCCGCUUGCUGCCCGAGGACCGGCUGCCCCACAGAAGCGCGCCCGGAGUCGGCUCCCUUCUCCCGGAGUCGGCUCCCUUCUCCCGGAGUCGGCUCCCUUCUCCCGGCCGAGCCGAGCUCCGCUGGACACGGAGCGCCCGAGAUGAUGGUGCUGGACAAGGAGGACGCCAUCACCCUCACACCGCCGCGUAACCCGAGAGGCGCUGAGCGCCUGAGCAAAUCGGUGGCUUCGGAGAAUCGGACUCCAGGGCUUUGCGGCGAGCUGUGCGCGGGAAGACGGCACCCGCCCCGUGCGUGGUGCCAGGCUGGCCAAGGAAAGGCCGGCUGGACCCUCGGGGAGACAGCUGCCCGCGAAUAUGACUCGGCGUGCCGAUGCUGUCCGUCCAGCCCAAAGGGAAGCAGAAGGGCUGUGCGGGCUGCAACCGCAAGAUCAAGGACCGCUACCUGCUGAAGGCGCUGGACAAGUACUGGCAUGAGGACUGCCUCAAGUGCGCCUGCUGCGACUGCCGCCUGGGCGAGGUGGGCUCCACCCUCUACACCAAGGCCAACCUCAUCCUGUGUCGCCGCGACUACCUGAGGCUUUUUGGCACUACAGGAAACUGUGCCGCCUGCAGCAAGCUGAUCCCAGCCUUCGAGAUGGUGAUGCGGGCCCGGGAUAAUGUGUAUCACCUUGACUGCUUCGCCUGCCAGCUCUGCAACCAGAGAUUUUGUGUGGGAGACAAAUUCUUCCUGAAGAACAACAUGAUCUUGUGUCAGAUGGACUAUGAGGAAGGGCAGCUCAAUGGCACCUUUGACUCCCAGGUUCAGUAACGCCCGGCGCCUGGCCUCCAGGCCCGUCUGCCCGCCUGCCCGCCUGCCCGCCCACCUGGCCGGCCAGCCGCUCUCCUGCCGAUUAGAACGCCUCCAUCCUCGAUGGGAGGGAUGGCCCUCGUCCGCCGUUGCCCGUCUGUGUGUGACCCCUCCUGGGGCCAGGCUGGGCCUGUACAGUCUGUCUUCUGUAUAUAAAUGGGAACAUUUAUUUUAUGAGAAAUGUAAUGCGAUUUUAUUACUGGCGUGGAUUAAACUUAUGAAUG
Molecule: messenger RNA, 1540 nt
Organism: Hipposideros armiger (great roundleaf bat)
Lineage: Eukaryota; Metazoa; Chordata; Mammalia; Chiroptera; Hipposideridae
Gene: LMO1
Product: LIM domain only 1
Exons: 6
Coding region: 840-1277 (145 amino acids)
Biological process (GO): positive regulation of transcription by RNA polymerase II
Cellular component (GO): nucleus
Molecular function (GO): DNA-binding transcription factor binding; transcription coactivator activity
Source: RefSeq, a predicted model, not a curated record